AUGUGUCUUGAAACUGCGAUUUCUACGAUGCAACAGGAGUUUGAUGAAGUCACACGAUGGUGCCACGAUUUUGGAUUAGUCAUCAACGCAACCAAAACAAAAAUUAUGCACAUUCGUGCACCAAACAAACAAAAGGAGACAGUCAACAUUUUCUUUCAAAACCCUGAAUGUCCGACUUCAAGAAAAAGUGAUGCCAUUGAGUUAGUUCAAUCAAUCAAAUACCUCGGAGUUACAAUAGAUGAACACUUUCUGUGGCACGAGCAUAUUACAAUCGUAAGGAAAAGUAUGAGGAGUGCUAUGUUUGCGUUAUUUCAUCUGGAAAGAUAUUCAACAAAAGAUGUUCAAAAACAGGUUUACUAUUCACUUGUUGAAUCUCAAUUAAGAUAUGGAGUAUUAGCUUGGGGAAAUGCCGCAAAAACUCAUACAGAUAAACUUCUUAAUCUACAGAGGAGAAUUGUAAACAUGAUUAAUAAAAACCAUCUACAUUUGAAGUGCCUGAAUGUUGAAAAUAUAUUUAGGAUGACAGCAGUUCUUGAAUACUACGAUGAUUCCAGCGACCUAUUUCACAUGGUAUACACGGUUGUGGCAAAGGCGUUCGUAUAUUAUUUGCUUCCACUUUCCAUAAUUGGAGCCCUUUACAUUCUGAUGGCAAACCGAUUACACAUAAGCGCCAGGGAGAUGCCAGGCGAGGCAUUAGGUAUGCAAAGUAGGGCACAGGCUCGUGCUAGGCGUCAUGUUGCACGCAUGGUGGUUGCAUUUGUCGUUGUGUUUUUUGUGUGCUUUUUUCCAUCCCAUUUGUUCUCAUUGUGGUUUCAAUUGAAUCCACAAUCACAAGAAGAAUUUAAUGACUUUUGGCAUGUUACGAGAAUAAUUGGAUUUUGCACAAGUUUCCUGAACUCCUGUGCCAAUCCGGUGGCAUUGUAUUGCGUCUCGGGGGUAUUCCGUCAGCAUUUCAAUCGAUAUCUGUGCUGCUGGUGCUGUAAGCCCGCACCGCGUAACCGACAGCAUUCCACAACUGGUGCCCUAGACACCAGUAUCAUGUCGACACGUCGUUCAACCAACUAUACUCGCUCUUCGUUGCACAUGAACAAUAAUUCUGGAGGACAUCUCAACUACCAUAACCACAAUAAUUUCCAGCGCCAGCAGUCCUUGCAAAUGCAACAUAGUGUCAUCAAUAGCAAUGGUGGAUCGUCUCCGACGCAAAGCAUUAUUUUAAGUGACAAAAGGUGAGGAACAGUUGCCAUGAUGCUUCAAAGUG
This is a messenger RNA of Eupeodes corollae, 1258 nucleotides long. Its product is annotated as neuropeptide CCHamide-2 receptor-like. Lineage: Eukaryota; Metazoa; Arthropoda; Insecta; Diptera; Syrphidae. Gene Ontology annotation, cellular component: membrane. Bases 1 to 1230 code for a protein of 409 amino acids. Gene Ontology annotation, molecular function: G protein-coupled receptor activity. The transcript has 4 exons. The record is from RefSeq and is a predicted model, not a curated record. Gene Ontology annotation, biological process: G protein-coupled receptor signaling pathway.